Sesamum indicum (sesame) is the source of this 2373-nucleotide messenger RNA. The record is from RefSeq and is a predicted model, not a curated record. Lineage: Eukaryota; Viridiplantae; Streptophyta; Magnoliopsida; Lamiales; Pedaliaceae.
UUCUAACUUAAAAGAAUUUCAAUAUAAAAAAUCUACAGACUCUAUAGAGUUAGGCCGCCGGCUGCACCGCGUUAAUAUAAUUGUUCGUGGAAAACCUAAGCCCGGUCGCUCGAGGGACUUGAGGAGUCAAAAAAGGAGGAAGAGUCGAAGCAGCUUGUAGUUAAUGGGAAGCAAGAAGCAAGAAAUCUGGGGAUCGCCGGAGCAAUGAUGAAGUUUUCUCCUCCAUGAGUGAAACCCUUUUGCAACCGAAAGAAGUCAUUAGCUUUCUUAUGUUCUUCUGCAACCCCAUCAUUUCCUUCAGCACCUUCAUCUCCACAUCUCUCAAAUAUGGCUGCUGCAAUACUCAACUCCCCAAACCCACAACAGGCGUUGAGGAUUUUCAACUCAGCUUCGAGAAAUGUGAACCCUGCGAAAACUUUAAAACUCCAUUCAGCCAUCGUUUAUCUUUUAACCGAGGCAAAGUUGUAUGUGAAGGCCAGGUGUUUGAUAGAAGGCCUAAUCGAGAUUUUGAGGAGAACCCGGAAGCCCCACAAAGUGUGUUCCUCGAUUUUCAAUGCGCUUAAGCAUGUUCAGACAUCGGGGUGUAGUCCAAAUGUGUUUGGAGUGCUGAUUGGUGCUUUGUGCGAAAGGGAUCUCGCUGAUGAUGGGUAUUGGGUGUACCGCAAAAUGGGGAAAUUGCCUGCAGUCCAGACAUGCAAUGCGCUUUUGAAUGGGAUUCUGAAGACGGGUCGUGUUGAACUGAUGUGGGAAGUUUACAAGGACAUGGCUUUAAAUGGUUUAUUGCCUAGCUCGGUGACUUAUGGAAUACUAAUAGGUGCUUCUUGUGAUCGAGGGGAUAUUGUGAAGGCUAGAUUGUUGCUUGAAGAGAUGAUUGAGAGGGGAUUAAAACCGACGGUUGUGAUUUAUACGACCCUUAUACAUGGACUAUGCAUAGAGAAUAAUAUGUUGGAAGCAGAAAAAAUUUUCACAAGGAUGCGAGAGUAUGGAGUGGUGCCUAACCUCUACACUUACAAUACUCUAAUAGAUGGUUAUGCUAAGAUGGCGAGUGUUGAAAAAGCUCGCAGGGUUUAUUAUGAAAAGUUGGAUCAAGGAGUGCUGCCAAAUGUUAUUACCUAUAGCAUUCUAAUAUAUUUGCUUUGCAAGAAAGGUGAGCUUGUCGCUUUUAGGAGCUAUUUUGUGCAUAUGGUGAAAUUGAAUGUCAUUCCUAAUGUCUAUAUAUAUAAUUGCUUAAUGGAUGGCUUCUGUGAGGCCGGUGAUCUAUCUGCUGCUAUGGACAUGCAUCUGGAGAUGGAGAUAUUUGGUAUUUUGCCAGAUGUUGUCACGUAUGGAAUACUUAUGAAGGGCUAUUGUAGAAUUGGUAGAGUUGAGGAAGCAGAGAAUUUAUUUUGCAAGAUGAACAAGGAAGGAUUGAUGCUGAACUCUGUCAUAUUCAAUACGCUGAUUGAUGGGUAUUGUAAGAAAGGAAGCAUGGAAAAGGUAGUGGAAAUUUCUUCUCAAAUGAUAGAGAAGGGCUUGCAACUUGAUAUCGCUACAUUUUGUACACUGAUAAAUGGCUAUUGCAAAGCAGGGCAGUUGGCGGCUGCUAUGGGACUUUAUAAUGAAAUGACAAUUAAAGGUUACAAGCUUGAUGUAGUCGCUUAUAGUGCUUUGAUUGAUGGCCACUUCAAAAAUGGUUACACUGAUGCAGCUCUUCAGUUGCACAAAGAAAUGAUGGAUGCUGGUAUAGCUCCGAAUAUUUUCACGAUUAGUUCUGUGAUUGAUGGGUUGUGCAAAGAUGGACAAAUAAAUAAUGCAAUCAAUUUUUUCUUGGAACAAACUACACCUGAAUUUUCUGCUGAAACAGGUCAGGUGGAUAGUAAUCAUAUGGGCUACCGUUCCCUCAAUAACAUUACAUAUUCAAUCUUAAUCAAUGGUUUGUGCAAAAAUGGUCAAACUUUUAAAGCCAGUAAGUUUUUCUCGGACAUGCGAAGCAGUGGGUUACAGCCAGAAGUGUCUGAUUAUGCUGCUAUUAUCCAAGCGCACUUUGGAGCUAAGCAUGUGCUCCCUGUGAUGAUGCUGAAAGCAGAUAUGGUGAAGAUGGGGAUACUGCCAAAUGCAUUCAUAUAUAAGGUACUAGAUAGAGGGUACCAGGAGAUGGCAUACUUUGCAUCAGCUCAGAAGUGUCGUGAUCAUUUAUGGAAUUUAGGUCUGGAUUAUACAAAACUUUCUUUUACACAGUCCCCUGUAUAAUGUAGAUGAUAAUUCUGCAGUGAUUCGUGAAUGCAGAUCAAGUCUAGAGCAGUUGUUACCUUGUGAGAAAUUGCAGUUUGAUUCAUACAAGUGUAAAUUCAAGACGAGAAUAAUAUUCCAAAUUCAAGGGUAUAAGAAAGUAAU